Pogoniulus pusillus (Red-fronted tinkerbird) is the source of this 2709-nucleotide messenger RNA. It is a transcript of the gene OPRK1, whose product is annotated as opioid receptor kappa 1. Gene Ontology annotation, molecular function: dynorphin receptor activity; neuropeptide binding. Gene Ontology annotation, cellular component: plasma membrane; neuron projection. The transcript is spliced from 5 exons. Bases 616 to 1761 code for a protein of 381 amino acids. The record is from RefSeq and is a predicted model, not a curated record. Lineage: Eukaryota; Metazoa; Chordata; Aves; Piciformes; Lybiidae. Gene Ontology annotation, biological process: sensory perception of pain; G protein-coupled opioid receptor signaling pathway; neuropeptide signaling pathway.
GGGAAGAGGUGCUCCAGACAGUGGAGCAGAGAUUCCCCUGCAACCUGUGUUGUAGACUGUGGGGAAGCAGCUUGUGCUCUGCAGCCUGAGGAGGACCAUACCAGAGCAAACAGCCACACGGUGGUCUGUGGAGGAAUCUUCACUUUAGCAGAUGGAUGUGGAGAGCCUGAGAAGAGAAGCCCACACAAGAGGAGGUUUUCUAGCAGGAACUGCAGCCCUCGUGUUUAGACAGAAGUCAUGUGAGCUUCUGAGCUGCAGGGACAGAGACAGAGAGUGUGCAUCAGUGCCGAGUGCUGCUGGAGCCUCGGCAGAGCGAGAGGGAGCCUGAGAGGUAAAGGCGAGCUGGUGGGAGCUGGAACAGCAGCAGCUGCUGCUCCCACCUGGCAGCUCCUGCCCGGGAACCGGCUCGGCUGCCAGCACUGCUGCCCGCAGGGCUUGGUGCCUCGGCUUUACAAGUUCUGGAAGGUCGGCGGCGCUUCCAGGAGCCAAGCGGAGCUGCUCUCCUUGCUGCUUUCCCUGCAGAGAACAUCUGUUUGAGGACUCCACUGCUUUUCCCCGACUAAAAGAGCUGUCUCCUGCUGCCUGCACUUUCCUGCCCGGGGCAGCUGCGGCCCUAUGGAUGCCCCAGUACAGAUCUUCCGUGAGCAGCCAGACUCCACCUGCUCCCCAGGGCCCUGUCGUCCCCCCAGCACCAGCAGCAGUUGGUUACUGGGCUGGGCAGACUAUGACAGCAACGCUACUGGGGCCUUUGGGGACAGCCAGCACAACCACACCAGCAUCUCCCCUGCCAUCCCCAUCAUCAUCACUGCUGUCUACUCGGUGGUCUUCGUUGUCGGCUUGGUGGGAAACUCUCUGGUGAUGUUUGUCAUCAUAAGGUACACAAAGAUGAAGACAGCAACCAACAUCUACAUUUUCAAUCUGGCCAUGGCAGACGCGCUGGUGACCACCACGAUGCCUUUCCAAAGCACCGAGUACCUGAUGAACUCCUGGCCCUUUGGGGAUGUGCUGUGUAAAAUAGUCAUCUCCAUUGACUAUUACAACAUGUUUACCAGCAUAUUCACACUGACCAUGAUGAGUGUCGACCGAUACAUUGCUGUCUGUCACCCUGUGAAGGCGCUGGAUUUCCGUACACCUCUCAAGGCAAAGAUGAUCAACAUCUGCAUCUGGCUCUUGUCCUCCUCUGUGGGGAUAUCUGCCAUAGUUCUCGGGGGUACCAAAGUCAGGGAAGACACUGCUAGCACUGAAUGCUCCUUGCAGUUCCCUGACCGAGAUUACGUCUGGUGGGACAUCUUCAUGAAAAUCUGUGUCUUUGUCUUUGCAUUUGUCAUCCCAGUUCUCAUCAUCAUUGUUUGCUACACUCUGAUGAUCCUGCGCCUUAAAAGCGUGAGGCUGCUCUCGGGCUCUCGAGAAAAAGAUCGAAACCUGCGCCGCAUCACCAGGUUGGUUCUUGUGGUUGUGGCAGUGUUCAUUAUCUGUUGGACUCCUAUCCAUAUUUUUGUGCUGGUUGAAGCCUUAGGUGAUGUGUCCCACAGCACUGCUGCUAUCUCCAGCUAUUACUUCUGCAUUGCUUUGGGCUACACCAACAGCAGCCUCAAUCCAAUCCUUUAUGCUUUUCUGGAUGAAAACUUCAAGAGAUGUUUCAAGGAUUUCUGCUUCCCCUUUAAGAUGAGGAUGGACAGGCAGAGCACCAGCAGAGUCAGAAACACUGUGCAGGACCCGGCCUACAUGAGGGAAGCAGAUGGGACAAACAAACCUGUAUGACUAGUCGUGGAAAUGUCAUCUUACUGUCCCCAAGAGAGAGAAGAGUCCAACGAUUUAGGACUGACACAGAUUACCACUGCGGUUUGAACCAGACUCACCCAAACAGAUGUUUCUGCAGGGGUUCAGAAAUCCUAACACCUGGAACUAAAGCGAGCUUAUUAUCAUCAAGUGAGAGCCUCCUGAAAAUAAGCUCAAAUGAAAAGGACCAGGCUGAUGGUCAGCCCUUGGCACCAUGUUUGCUGUGGUUGAGCAGGCACCAAUGCAGACUUGGGGGAGACGGGAGUUUGUGCUGCACCAGCUGAUUCUCGAUCAGGAGAGGUUUGCCUUUACUCUGAAACAUUUAAGUUUGCAGCAAGCAACAUUUUGGUCAUCACACUGAGGUAGGCCUCCUCAGUGGUUACUUCUGAACUAUGUAGUCUGACAGCUUGAUUUGUACUCUUAGAGCGAGGAGUGUUGUUGAGGAUCCUGCAGAAGAACGCCAGACCUGUACUUCAUAUUGUCCUCAACCAACACCUCUGUAACGUUUGACUGUGCUGUGGAGAUCCAGUUUAAGCAUGAUCUGCCUACACACCAAAGUGACUUUGUUGUGUCUGUGUAUGAUAAAAUACUGGGACUUAGGGAGAACUGUUAGUACAUUUUCAGCAUGUGUUUAAUCACCUCUGUGUAAUGCUUUCCAUGUGUGAUUUUUGCAAGGUGAUUGUAUCUAUUGUGAAUAAUAUCAAAUGUGUUUGGAACAAGAGGCCAGAAAACUUCACAUGACAAAUCUGGUGAAAACCUGUGCCACAGUCAUGACAUGGUGGUGGUGGUGGGGCAAUAACUGUGUUUCAUUUUCAGUGCUGAGGACAAAAAGGCAUAAAAAUAGUGCUGUACUUGUUUGUUUGUUUGUUUGUUUUUUUUUUUUCUGGACAAUUUGUAAGCAGAUUAAAAUAAAUAUUUGAUGACUUACAA